Messenger RNA from Macrosteles quadrilineatus (aster leafhopper), 1176 nucleotides. Its product is annotated as facilitated trehalose transporter Tret1-like. The record is from RefSeq and is a predicted model, not a curated record. Gene Ontology annotation, molecular function: transmembrane transporter activity. The coding region runs from base 61 to 1176 and encodes 371 amino acids. Gene Ontology annotation, biological process: transmembrane transport. Gene Ontology annotation, cellular component: membrane. The transcript is spliced from 4 exons. Lineage: Eukaryota; Metazoa; Arthropoda; Insecta; Hemiptera; Cicadellidae.
CAUUUUCUUGUACCAUUGAGAGCAAAACUAACCAUUUUUCAGACAAAUAAUUAAAAAAAUAUGGCUUUACCUUCGAAUAACCUGAAAUUGAGAUUCAUGUGGCAGUACAUUGGAGCGAUGACAGUGGCAUUACCAAUGCUGAUGCUGGGCAUGGCUACCGCUUGGCCAUCUCCUACAUUACCCAAGAUCAAAGAAAACAAUGCACCACUCUCCUUGGACCAUUCCGAGAUAUCUUGGGUGGUAUCUCUCAUGUUCUUUGGUAACACACUAAGCCCUUUACCUGUUGGUCAACUCAUGGACAAGAUUGGAAGGAAAUGGACCUUGUACGUGUUAAACGUAAUGCCUCUAACUGCAUGGAUUAUCACGUAUUACAGUCGCUCUGCAUGGUACUUGUAUGUUGCUCGUUUCCUCAACGGAUUGGCAGCGGGAGCAGCCUACACAGUAUGUGCCGUCUAUAUUGGAGAGAUAGCAGAACCGUCUAUAAGAGGGUCAAUGUCCAACUUUAACAACCUUUUCAAAACUCUGGGUGGUCUAUUAGUAUUUAUUGUAGGUCCCUAUGUGUCAUAUGAAACUCUUGCUCUCACCUGUGGUCUGGUGCCAGCCUUGUACUUCCUUGUGGCGGCAUUCAUCCCGGAGUCUCCAUAUUAUCUUGUUAUGAUGAACAGAAAACAAGAAGCAAAAGAGGCUCUGAGGUGGUUGCAAAGGAAAGACGAUCAAGCUCUUGAUCAGGAAUUAGCAAUGGUAGAAAAAACGGUAAUUUCCCAGACACAAAAUAAAGGUUCAGUCAAAGAUCUGUUCAAAGAUAGAGCAAAUCGUAAGGCAGUUGGCAUUACUAUGAUCUUAUCCGUGGUAAAAAAUCUGAGUGGAUAUGAUGUGAUGAUGGCUUACACCUCCACAACACUUCCUCCUGAGGCAUUUAAUUCCUUUGGUCCUAAUGAAUGUGUCAUCAUCCUGGGAGUGAUAUCAGUAGUUACAUGGAUCAGGAUUUGGGUGGACAUAGGGAUAUCCCAGGGAGUUCCCCAGGAAACUCUGAGGACUUUUGUGCGGGAUAUACAGAGGAUAUCCCCCAUCCCACUGGGAUAUCCCCAGGUCAUUCCAAGGAUCUUCUUGUGUUGUGUGGGUCCAUAUCAGACUGGACUCGUAUCAUCGCUGGAGAGUUCAAGUCCGUUUCAUUAG